This is a messenger RNA of Nerophis ophidion (straightnose pipefish), 825 nucleotides long. RefSeq lists its product as uncharacterized. The transcript is spliced from 5 exons. NCBI's taxonomy places the organism in Eukaryota, Metazoa, Chordata, Actinopteri, Syngnathiformes, Syngnathidae. Bases 341 to 664 code for a protein of 107 amino acids. The record is from RefSeq and is a predicted model, not a curated record.
AACAACAAAAAACUAAAAGCUUACCUUUAUGUUUAUUUGGAUAGUAUGUAUAUAUUAUUAAUGUUGUAAAUUCAAAUAUUUAUAUAUCUAGAAAGGCUGGUCCUAAAGAGGUAGGCCUUUUUCUCAGGUCUCAAUAAAGCAACAAAUACAAGAAUGUGUGUGUGUGUGAGUGUGUGUGUGUGUGUGUGUGUGUGCGUGUGUGUCUGUGUGUGUGUUUUGGACGUCUACCUUGUUUGUCUGCCUUCCCUCCUUCCUGUGAGUGAAAGAAACUCUUGUUCUGGUCCACGUUCAUCUGUGACAUUCUUCAGUCCAAGCUGAGACCAGCACUCAUCCUGCAGACAUGAAGUGUGUGAUGCUGUGUGUUCUUCUGACUGGGGUCUUGGCAGCCCCCUUUGUGAAAGAAGAGCAGGCAAAGCGCUUCAUCCGGCUGAAAAGACAGUCGGGAUACUGGGACCCCCACAGUUCCCAGAACCAGUGGGGUUACACCAUCCAGGAGCAGGCCAACGAGUACUGGACCGCGCUGAGAACUGAUGCCCAGUUCUACAUGGACAUGGGGAGCCUGAUGUUUGACCGCUCCGUGGCCGAUGAGAACAACAGGCUGUACAUGGAGAUGUUGCGCAAUGCCCGAGCUCACUUGGACAGCCAGACAGGAGGACGCAAGUAAAAAAUGGCAGACAAACGUAAUUAUUGUCAUUAGGAAUAUAAUUGCACAGAAUGAUGUUCAACAUGCUCUGUACUUUGUGUUCUUUCUCUGUUUCUGGCAAUCACAGGAUGUUUGUGUUUGUACAUCACGCUUACAACCGUCUUUGUCGAGAUGGAGUGUGU